Messenger RNA from Penicillium malachiteum, 1050 nucleotides. RefSeq names its product mitogen-activated protein kinase HOG1 (gene sakA). Gene Ontology annotation, biological process: stress-activated MAPK cascade; osmosensory signaling pathway; cellular response to oxidative stress. The record is from RefSeq and is a predicted model, not a curated record. The transcript has 10 exons. NCBI's taxonomy places the organism in Eukaryota, Fungi, Ascomycota, Eurotiomycetes, Eurotiales, Aspergillaceae. The coding region runs from base 1 to 1050 and encodes 349 amino acids. Gene Ontology annotation, molecular function: ATP binding; MAP kinase activity. Gene Ontology annotation, cellular component: cytoplasm; nucleus.
AUGGCGGAAUUUGUACGAUCUCAGAUCUUUGGUACUACUUUUGAGAUCACGAGCCGGUAUACGGACUUGCAGCCGGUGGGCAUGGGCGCCUUUGGGCUGGUCUGCUCCGCGCGAGACCAAUUGACCGGUCAACCGGUAGCGGUCAAAAAGAUCAUGAAGCCCUUCAGCACGCCCGUCCUGUCAAAGCGUACCUACCGUGAACUGAAGCUGCUGAAGCACCUCCGUCACGAAAACAUCAUCAGCUUGAGCGAUAUUUUUAUUUCCCCGCUAGAGGAUAUUUACUUUGUUACCGAACUCCUGGGAACCGAUCUCCACCGCCUCUUGACAUCUCGACCCCUGGAGAAGCAGUUCAUCCAGUACUUCCUCUACCAAAUUCUUCGCGGAUUGAAAUAUGUGCACUCUGCCGGAGUGGUCCACCGUGACCUCAAGCCCAGUAACAUCCUAAUUAAUGAGAACUGUGAUCUGAAGAUUUGUGACUUUGGUCUGGCCCGAAUCCAGGAUCCGCAGAUGACUGGCUAUGUUUCAACACGGUACUACCGAGCCCCCGAGAUCAUGCUUACUUGGCAAAAGUACGACGUGGAGGUAGACAUUUGGAGCGCGGGCUGCAUUUUUGCCGAAAUGCUGGAGGGCAAGCCUCUUUUCCCCGGAAAGGACCAUACCAUCUGCAGCGAAAAUACUCUUCGCUUUGUCAAGUCCUUACCGAAACGCGAACGCGUACCUCUCGCAAACAAGUUCCGAAAUGCCGAUGCGGAUGCCGUUGACCUCCUAGAGCGAAUGCUGGUUUUCGACCCGAAGAAGCGAAUCCGAGCCGGAGAAGCGCUGGCGCACGAGUACCUGGCCCCCUACCACGAUCCCACCGACGAGCCCGUUGCCCAAGAAAAGUUCGACUGGUCAUUCAAUGAUGCAGACCUCCCGGUAGACACCUGGAAGAUCAUGAUGUACUCGGAGAUCCUUGAUUUCCACAACAUUGAGCAGGGCACCGAAGCAGGACAAGCUCUUGUCCCCGGUCAAGUGCCGCAUGGAAGUGCUACAGCACAGAGCUUCGCAUAA